Messenger RNA from Vicia villosa (hairy vetch), 915 nucleotides. Its product is annotated as large ribosomal subunit protein uL11c-like. The record is from RefSeq and is a predicted model, not a curated record. Gene Ontology annotation, cellular component: ribosome; large ribosomal subunit. The transcript has 4 exons. Bases 91 to 747 code for a protein of 218 amino acids. NCBI's taxonomy places the organism in Eukaryota, Viridiplantae, Streptophyta, Magnoliopsida, Fabales, Fabaceae. Gene Ontology annotation, molecular function: large ribosomal subunit rRNA binding; structural constituent of ribosome. Gene Ontology annotation, biological process: translation.
UAGAUAGAUAGAUAUUGUAGAUGAAGGAUAGUUGAUACUGCAUUUUAUCCAAAUAACUUCUCCCACUCUCUUUGCUUCAGAUUCAUUUCAAUGGCGUCCACUCUCUUCUGCACUCCGUCACUAUGUUCUUCUUCCUCUUCUUCUAUGUUUUCCACGCCGCUUAAAUUGUCCUUAAAGCCCAAUGGCUUUUCCAUUGAAACCAAAAACCCCUUUUCUCUUCGCACUUCUCGAACUACAAGACGCUUCAAAAUCACUGCCAUGGCUCCCCCAAAACCUGCUGGUGGCAAGGCAAAGAAAGUUGUUGGAGUGAUAAAAUUAGCUCUUGAAGCCGGAAAGGCGACUCCGGCUCCACCGGUUGGACCGGCUCUUGGUUCAAAGGGUGUUAAUAUUAUGGCUUUUUGUAAAGAUUACAAUGCCAGAACGGCUGAUAAACCUGGUUAUGUUAUUCCCGUUGAAAUCACUGUCUUUGAUGACAAAAGUUUUACUUUCAUAUUGAAAACUCCACCUGCUUCUGUUUUACUGCUUAAGGCUGCUGGAGUGGAAAAGGGUUCGAAAGACCCUAAAGCAGAAAAAGUAGGAAAAGUCACAAUUGAUCAGUUGCGCACAAUUGCUUCUGAGAAGUUGCCGGACUUGAAUUGCUCGACUAUCGAAUCAGCUAUGAGGAUUAUAGCAGGCACUGCAGCAAACAUGGGAAUUGAUGUUGAUCCUCCUAUUCUUGAAGUCAAAAAGAAGGAACUUUUUUUAUGAUUUUUUUCCGAUUUUUCCUCCAAGUGUAAGGAAGUCCUUGCGGUAAUAGAUCACACAGGACAUUUUAUUGUACAAUGUUGUCUUCUAAAUCAGUGAAGAGAAAAUUUGAUUUUAGCUAUUUCGGAUUACGUGAAUGAUAUUUAUAUAAAUUAUCAGUCAUUCAUAUCA